Messenger RNA from Trifolium pratense (red clover), 1745 nucleotides. RefSeq names its product UDP-glycosyltransferase 71K2-like. Bases 172 to 1566 code for a protein of 464 amino acids. NCBI's taxonomy places the organism in Eukaryota, Viridiplantae, Streptophyta, Magnoliopsida, Fabales, Fabaceae. The transcript has a single exon. The record is from RefSeq and is a predicted model, not a curated record. Gene Ontology annotation, molecular function: UDP-glycosyltransferase activity.
AAAAAAGAGAGACCACCUAUUCAAGAAUCAGAUGUGAUACCGUUUCACUCAUUUAAAAACCAAAAUAGCUGUUUAACUGUUAUUAUAAAUAAAUAGGAGGGGACCCUAUCGUGGAAUAUAAAUCAUAUUACUCUCAAAUCCAACUCCAACACCACAAAGAAAAAAAUAGCUAUGAAUGAAAAAACACAACUUAUCUUCAUUCCUUCACCAGGAAUUGGCCACUUAGCUUCAUCACUUGAAUUUGCAAAUAUCCUAACCAACCGUUACAACAAUUUUCACAUCACAGUUCUCUGCAUCAAACUCCCAAGCAUUCCCUCUUCAGAUUCAUACAUCAAAUCAUUUUUAGCCUCACAAUCACAAAUCCAACUCAUUGAUCUUCCUCAAGUUGAAACAUCUUCACAAGAUUUACACAAAUCUCCAGAAUUCUUCAUCUUGAAUUAUGUUGAAAGUCUCAAACCUCAUGUCAAAGAAACCAUCCAAACCAUUUUAUCAUCUAGUUCAAACAAAGUUGUUGGAUUAGUCCUAGAUUUCUUCUGUGUUUCACUGAUUGAUGUCGGAAACGAAUUCGGUAUCCCUUCUUAUUUGUAUGUACCAUCUAAUGUUGGCUUUUUAAGUCUCAUGCUUUCCCUUCAAAAACGUAGAAUCGAUGAAGUUUACGAUAAUUCCAACACUGAUGAUAAUCAGUUGUUGAAUAUUCCUGGUUUGUCAAAUGAAACUCCUACUAAUGUUUUACCUGAUGCUUGUUUUAGCAAAGAUGGUGGAUAUUUUGCUUAUUAUAAGCUUGCUGAGAGAUUUAGAGAAACCAAAGGAAUUAUUGUUAAUACUUUUUCAGAUUUGGAACAACAUUCAAUUGAAGCAUUACAUGCUCAUGAUGAAAAAAUCCCUCCUAUCUAUGCUGUUGGUCCAUUGCUUGAUCUUAAAAGCCAACCAAAUCAAAAUUUAGAUCAAUCUCAACAUGAUCUUAUAUUGAAAUGGCUUGAUGAACAACCAAAUAAAUCUGUUGUUUUUCUAUGUUUUGGAAGCUUUGGAUUUCAAUUUGUUCCAUCUCAAAUAACAGAAAUAGCAUUAGGACUUAAGAAUAGUGGAGUAAGGUUUUUAUGGUCUAAUCGUGCGGAGAAAAAAGUGUUACCAGACGGGUUUUUAGAAUGGAUGGAAUUGGAAGGUAAGGGAAUGAUAUGUGGAUGGGCACCACAAGUUGAGAUCUUAGGCCAUAAGGCUAUUGGUGGAUUCGUUUCGCAUUGCGGAUGGAAUUCUAUUUUGGAAAGUUUAUGGUUUGGUGUGCCAAUAUUGACAUGGCCUAUUUAUGCAGAACAACAGUUGAAUGCUUUUACGAUGGUGAAGGAAUUCGGAUUAAGUGUGGAGCUGAAAAUGGAUUAUAGAAGAGGUAGUGAUGUUAUUGUGGCUGAUGAGAUUGAGAAAGGGUUGAAGAGUUUGAUGGAUAAUGAUAACAUUGUGCACAAGAAGGUGAAAGAGAUUAAAGAGUUGGCUAGGAAUGCUGUUGUUGAUGGUGGAUCUUCUUUCAUUUCUAUUGGAAAAGUUAUUGAUGAUAUCAUAGGAAGCAAAUGAUAAAGUUUGUUUUUGUUGCUUUGUAGUUGGAUUUGUUCUUUUCUUGCAAUCAAUGAAUGAAGAAGUCAUUUUGUAUGUCUGUAACUAUAGCUUAUGUGAGAUUUUUCAUUUUAUCUAUAAAAAAUUGUUGAAUGAAUAUAAGUUGGAAAUGGAAAUAGUUGCAGUUUGUGUUUGACAAA